Molecule: messenger RNA, 903 nt
Organism: Homarus americanus (American lobster)
Lineage: Eukaryota; Metazoa; Arthropoda; Malacostraca; Decapoda; Nephropidae
Exons: 4
Coding region: 358-876 (172 amino acids)
Cellular component (GO): cytoplasm
Molecular function (GO): channel activity
Source: RefSeq, a predicted model, not a curated record
UGACAACCACGAGAGAGAUGAGGUGGCCUGCUGGUGGUUGGACCGUGGGAGAAACUAGCGCCUCUACAGCACCAGUGUUAUGUAUCUUGUAGUGUUAUAUAAGUGAGAAUCAAGCAACAGAUGAAGAGGUUGGUCCCCUACUGUGUGAGAGAAGUGGCAAGCAACACCAGCUGACGGCCGUACUGCUUGGUAAACACACCAGUCCUCGCCGACGUUGAGGAUGGCAGACGUGUUGGUGUGAGGUGCAGGAACUGUGAUACACCCAAGUGACCUUAACACAAGACCUCAAGACACAUGUAGCCUUAGUUAUACACCUGAAUUUAUUAAAUACACCUGUUGUGAUACACACCUGUGAUAAUGGAUGACCUCAUCCAUCAACUGCGAGACCACAAUGAGUUCUGGAGGCAACCUGGAGGUGAUGGAAGUGGAGGCCGUGUUGUGGUCGCUCCAGUUUACCAUCAACUGGAGGAGCCAACACCAGCCUUUUUCGACGGGGCGUCGGGAGACGAGAACAUGUCGAUCUUGGUGUCGUCGUUAACCAUAGCGACGCAGAUGGCGUUGUCACACGUCAUUCGCGGCCGCCUGAGCGAGAUGCUGCAGAACGAGAUGCUGAAGGGAUGUCUGCUGGAGCUGGUGGCCGCUGCUGAGAUGUGUGGUACCUGCUACGAGCUGGUGAUCGUGGCUGACAACUACGGAGUUUACACCUAUGCUGUCUACCUGUUCUUAAUGACCAUCUGGUGGGGACAGUCGUGGGGUACAGCCACUGCCUGCCCCUACAGCCUGCUGGAGGAGUACGUGGAGGUGGGUGCUCAUCCUCUCGAAGUGGUGCUCAAGAUUAUCUGCCAAGUUAUAGGUGGUCUGGCAUCAUUCAGGUGAGUACAGGUGUUGAUGUCCAUCUCUGAA